ACUUAAUUUCAGUUUCCUUUUUGCGUGGCAUCUUAGUAUUACUUAAAGAAAUGGAUCUUUUCGAAGAUUUACCUUGUAAACUUGAUGAUAUCUUUGGUGACAGUGAAGUAUUGGAUCUUUGUAGCAACAUCACGUAUACUCCGUCACACAGUUCUGACAGCGGUGUUGUUGAUGUUAUUUCAGUAGGUUGCAACGAAUUUCUCCCAAAUUUUGAUGACUUUAAGAGUGAUUCUCCUUUGUGUUUUGCGGCACAGGUAAAUAGCUUAUUUAAGCGUAGUAGCAUAAGCAGCGGAAGUUCAAUUACAUCCACUGAGCUUGAUCAUUCUUACAGUAAAACACACACCAUUUCUGAUUUAUAUAAUCAAGAAAAGGAAAAAGCAAUUGAAGUUGGUCUAAAUAAUGAAAAGGUAUCGUUUAAAGCUAACUCAAUUAAUGUAUUGAACGUGCCACUUCAACUAAAACGAAACUCCAGUGAGGUUCUGGCAAUGAAUCAUGUUAAUGAAAGCAAAUUUAAAUAUGUCAAUGAAAAUGGAACACUUGUUACGGUGGACAAAUCACGGAAAAAUGCAGAAAUGGCCAAAUUAAAUCGUGAACGAAAGAAACGUUAUGUUUCUAAUUUGGAAGCAGAAAUAAAAUCUUUGCGUAACAGAAAUAAUAAACUCGCUGCAGAUAAAAGCAUCAGUGAGAACAAAAUUAAAGUGUUGGAAAAUGAAGUUAAAUAUCUACGAAGUGUUCUUCAUAACAGAACCAUCCUGUCAUCACUUGUCAGAUCAAUUUCAACCAUUCCAGAAAUUCAAUUAAAUAUCCAUAAUAAAGAAAAUUCUGAGGCUCAAGCAAAACAGCCAAAAUUUGUGGAGCAUUUACCAGGCAAGCGUAUGCCUUCAGUUGAAAUGUUUAAUGCAGAAUAUGAUGGUGGAGUAUGUUUGCAUGUAUCUAAAAAUAAAGUUGCCAUUGAAUUGUGUGCUGAGUGUAACCAGAGAUCCAAGUAAA
Molecule: messenger RNA, 990 nt
Organism: Hydractinia symbiolongicarpus
Lineage: Eukaryota; Metazoa; Cnidaria; Hydrozoa; Anthoathecata; Hydractiniidae
Exons: 1
Coding region: 51-989 (312 amino acids)
Source: RefSeq, a predicted model, not a curated record